Messenger RNA from Lentinula edodes (shiitake mushroom), 1875 nucleotides. RefSeq names its product splicing factor, Prp19-binding domain-containing protein. Gene Ontology annotation, biological process: mRNA splicing, via spliceosome. Lineage: Eukaryota; Fungi; Basidiomycota; Agaricomycetes; Agaricales; Omphalotaceae. The record is from RefSeq and is a predicted model, not a curated record. Gene Ontology annotation, cellular component: U2-type spliceosomal complex. Gene Ontology annotation, molecular function: RNA binding. The transcript is spliced from 7 exons. Bases 127 to 1716 code for a protein of 529 amino acids.
UUAUGCAACUAUGGACGAAAAGCAUGCGUACAUGUCGCGUAACUGAGGCAGAAAUUCAGGCGCUUAUUUGCACCCCGCUUUCACCCCUCGACCACCAGAUUCGUUAUUGUUUCUAUAUACAUCAGCAUGUCUACUAGACCAAAACAAGCACCGCGAAUGGCUCGGCCUGCUGCUCGUUACUGGGCCGGUAAGGCUCCUAAGAAUGUCGUUGGAGCCGAUUCUGACACCGAGGAUGAGGAGGAGCAACCUCAAACGGAGGAAGAAGGAGAUGUAAAUAUUGGCGGUGAACAAGAAAUAAUACAGGACAAAGAUGAGGGUGAAGACGAGGAUAUGCCAAUGAAGAAACAAGGCCUCAAAUCGAAGUCGAUGAAUAUUGCAUUGAGAGAUGUUGAUAUAUCAACUGACGGCAAGGUUAUCGUUGCUGGCCGGGAAGAAUCUGGAAAGACGGUGCUGGAAGAGGAUGAAGAAUCCGAGGAUGAAUCGGAAGAGGACAUUGAAUCGAAGGUAAAGCAAGAGGAAUCAGAGGAAGAUUCCAGCGAGUAUGAAAGUGACUCAGAAGAAGAGCAGAAACCCAAAUUACAGUUCAGACCGGUCUUCGUUGCAAAACGGAAUCGGGAAACUAUUGCUGAACGUGAACAGUUGGCUGAAGAUACCGAAGAAGCUUUGAAACGAAAGGAAAUGGAACUUGAGGAGCGACGGAAACAAAGUCAUGAUCUGGUUGCAGAGAGUAUUCGACGUGAAUUGGCGGAAAAAGAGAAAGAAGAACAGGUUCCGGACGUUGAUGAUACAGAUGGGCUAGACCCGGCUGGUGAAUUCGAAGCAUGGAGGUUGCGGGAACUGGCGCGUAUCAAGAAGGAGAAGGAGGAAGAGAUUCGCAGGGAGCAAGAGCGGGAAGAGAUUGAACGAAGAAGAGCUAUGCCAGAGGAGCAACGAUUGAAGGAAGAUUUAGAGAGAGCGCAAAAACUGAGGGACGAAAAGCCGAAGGGGCAGCAGAAGUUUCUUCAAAAGUAUUGGCACAAAGGUGCUUUUCAUCAGGAUACAGAAAUUCUCAAACGACACGAUUUCACUGAAGCAACUGAAUCGACAAUGGAUGUAUCGCUGCUUCCCAAGGUUAUGCAAGUCAAAAACUUUGGUAAACGAAGUAGAACAAAAUAUACCCAUCUUCUGGAUCAGGAUACCACUAUAGCUACCGGAGGCUUUGGUGGUACGGCACCUGUUAAGGCGGGUGGCAAGUCUACGGAAGCCGGUGGCUGUUUCCUGUGUGGGGGACCACACAUGAAAAAAGACUGCCCGCAAAAUGUCGGUCCAUUAACAAGGCAGCCGGGAUCAGGUGCUAAUGCCGCCCCAGGUGGUUCGCGACCAUGGGGAGGUACGCCUGGGCAAUCGAGCUCCUGGAAGGACCGUGACAACGGUGGUAGGCAGAAUGGUGAUGGAGAUUGGAAGAAUGGGCGCGACAGUUCUCCGCGACGGGAUCGAUACAGGGACCAAGAACCUUAUCCGAGAGGGGGCAUGGGGUCGUCUCGGUCAUUAAAAAGAAGGGACGAACAUGAUUCACGUAGAUCGCGCUCACCGCGUUCAGUGUCCCGCUCGAGGUCUCCACCACGGCGGAAAGAUCGCCAAGAUGACCGUUCAUAUGGGCGAGGCGAGAGACGGCAGUUUCGAGAUCGGUCUGAGGAGCACGAUUCGAGGGACAAGCGGCGACGAGUAGAUUAUUAGUUAAAUUGUUGAUAUGAGUUUUUCCGCCCGUUCAAUCUGCCAAGUGUACAUAAGUAUGUCUUCCAGGUGUCUUCUUCAGAAGUUCUUAUGUAUGUAGUGGUAAGUAGCCGGAACACCGGGGAAUACCCCUUCGACUGACUUGUCACCCCGAAAUCAAGU